Messenger RNA from Melopsittacus undulatus (budgerigar), 3359 nucleotides. It is a transcript of the gene KICS2, whose product is annotated as KICSTOR subunit 2. Lineage: Eukaryota; Metazoa; Chordata; Aves; Psittaciformes; Psittaculidae. Gene Ontology annotation, biological process: cellular response to amino acid starvation; cellular response to glucose starvation; protein localization to lysosome. Gene Ontology annotation, cellular component: KICSTOR complex. The record is from RefSeq and is a predicted model, not a curated record. The coding region runs from base 83 to 1423 and encodes 446 amino acids. The transcript has 3 exons.
CCGGGUCGGUGCGAGCCUCUUCCCUCACGUGGCCGCGGCGCCGGACCCGGAAGUGGUGUUCGCUGUGGCGGCGCCUGGCGGGAUGGGGGAGUCGAUCCCGCUGGGCGCGCCGGUGCCGGUGGAGCAGGCCGUGCUGGAGACUUUCUUCUCCCACCUGGGCAUUUUCUCCUAUGACAAGGCCAAGGACAAUGUGGAGAAGGAACGGGAGGCCAACAAGAGUGCGGGGGCCAGCUGGCUGUCUCUGCUGGCCGGGCUGGCUCACCUGGCCGCAGCCGAGAAGGCGUACCACAGCAUGACCUUCCUGGGCCAGAAGCUAGGUGGUCAGUCAUUCUUCAGCCGAAAGGACUCCAUCCGAACCAUCUACACAUCUCUGCAUAAUGAGCUGAAGAAGGUGGUGGCGACGGGUCACAAUGCACUAGGAGGAACAGCUCCUCACUUGGAAGAGCUGCUUUCUCACCUGUCUGAACAGCUGUGUUUUUUUGUUCAGGCUCGGAUGGAAAUUGCUGACUUCUACGAAAAAAUGUACAUGCUCAGCACCCAAAAGUUCAUUAACUCUGAGGAACUGGUAAACAUUUUGGAAUCCAUCUUAAAGAAAUACAGCUCAAGGUUUCAUCAUCCAAUCCUUAGUCCUCUUGAAAGCAGUUUCCAGCUGGAAGUAGAUGUGCUUGCACAUCUUCUAAAGGCCCAAGCUCAGAUCUCAGAGUGGAAGUUCCUUCCAUCCCUGGUUAACUUGCACAGUGCUCACACAAAACUACAGACUUGGGGCCAAAUUUUUGAGAAACAGCGAGAGACCAAGAAACAUCUGUUUGGAGGGCAGUCUCAGAAGGCUGUACAACCUCCACACCUUUUCCUCUGGCUCAUGAAGCUCAAAAACAUUCUUCUUGCCAAGUUUAGCUUUUACUUUCACGAGGCCCUUAGUCGACAAACAACAGCAUCCGAAAUGAAAACUCUGACUGCUAAAACAAAUCCUGAUUACUUUGGGAAAAUUUCCAGCUUCAUUCGGAAGUAUGAUGCCAUCAAUGUUUCCUUAAUUUUUGACAAUCGUGGAUCAGAGAGUUUUCAGGGACACGGUUAUCAUCACCCCCAUUCUUACAGGGAAGCCCCCAAAGGAGUUGAUCAGUACCCUGCAGUGGUGUCUCUGCCCAGCGACAGGCCUGUUAUGCACUGGCCCAAUGUAAUCAUGAUUAUGACUGACAGAACCUCUGACCUCAACAGCUUGGAGAAAGUUGUUCACUUCUAUGAUGACAAAGUCCAAAGCACAUACUUUCUGACUCGCCCUGAACCUCACUUUACCAUUGUAGUUAUUUUUGAGUCGAAGAAGUCAGAAAGGGACUAUCAUUUUAUUUCUUUUCUCAAUGAAAUUUCACAUUCCCUCAAGAACUCCAAAGCUUUUGCGAGCUUGAAGCCUGGAUCCAAAGGGUAAAAUGCAAACUGCUCUACAAGUUGCCAAGACAGUAUGCUAGCCUUGGGGGAGCUGUAGCUUUCAAGGAGUAUAGGAAUUUCUGAUUCUCAGAGUCUUAAUUAAAAAGGAAACAUUAUUUUUAAUGUUUUAAGUUCUUUUUUUUUUAAGCUAACAAACACUUGAAGAAAAGUAAUUUUGGGCAGUUCUCAGUGAUAUAAUUUAAUUGUGGGGUGCUAAAUGGCCGCAGCAGGAUUUCUUUCUUGGCAUGGUUUUCAAUUUUCAGUAUGAUUUGUUUUUUCAGUCCGCAACUCUGCUGCCUGUAUCAGAAAGGAAUAUAUGCACUUUAUCUUAGUCUGAUCAUUGACUGUCUGCUACAGAGUUUAUUGAAAAUGGGGUGAGGAUGGAAGAUGCUAUCUUUUCAGAAAACUGCAUUGCCUGACAGGAAUGAUUUCUGGGAAAUAAGCAGUGAUGAAAGGGAAUAUUAAAGCAAACUUGCAAGAACAUAUUUUAAAUAAAAAAUAAGAAUCACAAAAAGCACUACUGCUCAUUAUAACUUAGUUUUCAAAUGUUUUAAAAUGAUAAUUGAGAUCUCUCUGUUAAGCAUCAGUCUGUAUUCUGAGCACGCUGUGUCAUAAAGCUUUACCGCUGCUUCAGAACACAGGCUGGGGCAAGACAAGCUGCAGUAUGGACUGGAAGGCCAGUGUUAACUGGAGUGUGCUGACAUUGUGUGUCCAGCACCAGUCUUGGCUCAGAUUAACUGAAGGAGACAAGCUGAGGUUGGCCACAUAUUCUAGAAGAAGCAGCUCCAUGGAAAAAGCGGCAAAGCUCUUGUCAGAUUGUGCCGUUGUCGUGCUAAGUUUAAAAAAAAUAAGGCAAUAGGAAAUAUCCUUUAUAAAUGAUUUAUUUUCUAAUUUGCUGUUAGGGUCAACUUGGAUUUGUUUUCAGAUUUUUAUAAGUACAAAGUUUUUACUUUCUGGUCGGUUUUAAAUAAUUUCACAGCGAAGCCAAAUCACUUCUGGAAUUUGGAUUUAAAUAGAUAGCCUAUGCAGUAUUAUUACCUCAUUCUAAAAUGUCUCUUUCACUACUGGGCUGCAGGUUUGGGGAAUCAUGUAAAGUAUGCUUUCUAGUUAUCCUGAAAGUGCUUUGUUUUUGGGAAUCAGUAUUUCCAAGUAAUAUAAAGGGUUCAUUUGGCUGUACCUGUAGCCUUACAUUGCAUGGUUCUUCUGACUGUUAGCUAUGCAGUUGUGCAAGCACUUUCAUGGGAAUUCAGGAGGACUGUUAUUUGUAGUGAAGUUAGAUCCUUAGUUGACACUGUGUAAGGUAUAACAUAAUCAUGUUUGUUUUAAAAAGGAGUUUAAGGCAAAUAUUGAUUUCUGUUAAAACUGAAAUAUAAAAGAUAACACUGCAGACAUGGCUUUUACCAAUUCCCUUUUUCUUCCACAAAAGGUUAUGGUAACUUAUCUUGCCUCUUGCUGCAAUUACUGAUUUCUUUACAGUCACAUAAGCACGUUCUGUUCUUAGAAUGUAAAUUCUGACUUUAUACUUUGUGCCAAAUAGAGCCUUCUGUGCUUUGCUAUAAUUACAUGUUAGUCUGUUGUGAAGACCUGUGCUACUGUCUUUCCUGUGCUACUGCCUUUCACCUAAAGUCUUACUCUGACUGCAGUAUCACUCAAAAGUUUAGUCUGCUCUUUGGCACUUGAAAACUGUAGGAGCUGCAAAUACACCAGCCACUGGAGGGCAUCAGGUUGUAACAGCAUUAGGCUUUGCAGCUUGAAUUGCUCUUUUAACAGGACAAAGUUGCAAAUCACAGUAUUGAGAGAGUUUGUGGUGCUUCCAGACUGUGACCUCGUAAUAAUAUUGUACUAUUGACUUCCUCAGCCUGAGUAACAGAAAAGAGGCUGUUGCCAGAACUGAUUCCCAGUCUUCAGCAGUGUAAUAAAGUGUUGUACAAAUCCUG